AUGGACCUCAUGGCUUACCCUACCAACCCGGGACCCUACCUACCCCGGCUCGGCCACCUGGAGUUUCUGGAGCUUGAUGAGCAAGAGCUGGACACUACAAGCUUGCAAGCAAGACUCAUCCAGUCACCAACCCGAGACUACCUGUUCUCAAGACGAACACCAUGCAAUACAGCAUCAAAAGACGAUAUCGAUGCCGAUACGCUACUGGCGGACCUUGGCCAUCUGGCUCCAUCGCUGGCAAAGGACUUUAUUCCCAAGGUGCAUGCCGAGGCCAGCUUUGCGUUCCGACUGAUUAAUCACGUGGACUACCACGGCGAAGAAGAGGGCUACAUAGCCAUGAGCUAUUGCUGGAAGAAAACGAACCGGGACACUCCUCGAAAGGUGGUCGAAGAUCUCCCGUUCGCUUGGACCAGAGAGGUUGAACAGUUCCCGCUGCCAACUAGUGGCGCUCUGUUCCAGGCCGUGCUGAAGGAGAAGAUGGUCGGAGAAGGGCUGUGGUUUGAUCAAGUUUGCAUCGACCAGGACUCCGACGUAGAGAGAGCUACCGUCAUCGGCGCGAUCGAUACGGUCUACAAGAACGCAAGAGCGGUGGUGGUAGCUUUGGACGAUGUCGUUGUCACGCCAGAGGAGGAACGAUUCCUUCGAUGCUACGUGGACCAAUACUGUUACUCUGGUUUCGCAGCCGACCAGCAACCCAAUGCGCGCCAGAACCCACCUUUCAUGUACCAAUACCCUGCAUUUGUUUCUUUUUUCGAGCGAUUCAUCGAGUCGGAGUGGUUUGGGCGUGCUUGGUGCGCGCAUGAGAUGAAGCUGGGACGACAACAUGUCUUCCUCGUACGUUGUUCGUCCCGGUACCAUGACGCGGUUCAGACUGUAAUGCGCUUCACGACAUCUUUCUUACAUCACAUGCUAGCCCUAGCGAGCGAGCUGGUUACCUUCACACCCACACAACAAUCUAAAAUACGGACCUUGAGCGACUUCAUCACAGUGCACAACAACACGAAGGGCGUGAACGGUCUUGCCGCACGAAGACCUGAUACUCCGCAGAUGCCAGAUCUCGAGCCGUCUGCCUUCGUGCCGACAGUUGUGGAUACCUUUCAGAUGAAAGCAGGAGGUAAUCCACGGCUGCCCGAGUUUCUGAGAAAGCUCGAUGCCAAUCGAGACAAAGUAUGUAUUGCGCUGAGCGCCUCCAAGGUCCCCCUAGCUCUGGCGCCCUCGAAUGCAUAUCAAAGACCGAACAUCGAGGACGAGUGCUUUCGAUCACUGUUACUAGUCGGUCUUGCUCUUCGAGACCCGGUCUGCCUUUGCACAACAGGCACACCACUGCAGCUGCACGACGGCUCUGUCUCCUGGCUGUCGAAACCGACAUCACUGGACACUCACACCAGUCGUGCAAUACUGCGGCGUUUUCCGAAGAGCUCGAAUCCAAUACGACAGUCUUCCGAUGGCAGAGCAGAGUACGCACAACUUGACAUCAUCUUCCUCGACCUACCACAUCGCUCCAACCCCAACCCACUAUUCCCGACCCACAUUGCGCGAGCGCGACUGUUCAUCCAUCUUUGCAUGCAAUACCAUAUCCCGGGGCCUGGCAUGUGGAGCUUCUGGCAAGCACCCGACCACCUACGCCUAGCAGCCAUGCGCAAUCUCUACAUCCAAACCCUCGGCUGCAUCUUCGACUGCGGCGCCCAAUGGCUCCUCGAGCUGUCCACGAGCCAAAGAUUCUCCCACAUGUCACCUCUCGAGCCCCACACAAUCGACAUGCUACUCAACCCGCACCUCAUAAUUCAAAACUACAUCCUCCUCCCAGAAGGCCAAUCAGCACUCUCCUCCCUCAUCACCUUCCUCUCCGGCACCCUCCUCUCCGGCAUCCCCUGGGCCAGCGGCGCAACAGAACGCACUCACGGGCCCCUCAUCACCUCCGCCCCCGUCCCCGCCUGGCUAUCCGGCGACCCAACCUACGGCGGCAAAGCAAUCGUCUUCGCGCCGUUCGCGCACAGCAAGACGCUGCUCAUCGCCGUCCCCGAGGCAGUUCAAGCUGCCGAGUACGACGCGCUGGCCCGCGCGUGGGUCCUGACUAGCACGAAUCCGUUUACCGGCGGCGCUGAACCGAGCGUCAGCUGGACGCUGCAGAGUAAGGGUGUUGUGUUUGGGGAUGGGAAUUUCAAGGCUGGGUUGGCGAGGUGUGCGGAGACGCGUUGUCAUCGUGUUUACGGGCCGAGUGUGUGA
Ascochyta rabiei is the source of this 2226-nucleotide messenger RNA. RefSeq lists its product as uncharacterized. The transcript has a single exon. Lineage: Eukaryota; Fungi; Ascomycota; Dothideomycetes; Pleosporales; Didymellaceae. The record is from RefSeq and is a predicted model, not a curated record. The coding region runs from base 1 to 2226 and encodes 741 amino acids.